GAAUUGAGCAAAAAGGACUUUGGCAAGGCAGGUUGUGGGAUUUCAAAGCUUUCUCCCAUUAAUGCCGAAGCCAGCAGAGAUAUCAACUAUAGUUCCACGGCUAGAAGGUACGCGCAGCUCUGCUUUUACUGAGAGUUCAGCUGGAGAAAGGUCCACAGCACAAUGAGACUUUUCAUGGGCAUUGUUUUCUGCUCCUUGGUCAUAGGAGUCAGCAGUGAAGGCUGGUAUUCAUUUUUCAAGGAGGCUGUCCAAGGGGCUGGGGACAUGUGCAGAGCCUAUUGGGACUUGAUGGCAUCCAAUCACCAAAAUUCAGACAGAUAUUUCUAUGCUCGGGGAAACUAUGAUGCUGCCCAAAGAGGACCUGGGGGUGUCUGGGCUGCUAAAGUGAUCAGCCGUUUCAGGGACUAUCUUCAGGUCUUUGCAAACUACUAUUUAUCUGGAGACAGCAGCAGUGUAUUGGAAGACUUGAAGUCCAACCAGAAAGCUGAGGAAUGGGGCCGGAGUGGCAAAGACCCUAAUCGCUUCCGAACUGACGGCCUGGCUAAGAAAUACUGAGCUUGCUGCUCCUCUGCACUCAGGGAACUGGGCUGUGACUCACACACUUCUGCUCCAAGACAGGGACACAGAGUCACUGAGCUUUGUGUUCCCAGGAACUGGUACAGGAUGCCUAGAGGUGAUCAAUAAAUGUUUGUCAAAUUGAA
This is a messenger RNA of Callithrix jacchus (white-tufted-ear marmoset), 701 nucleotides long. RefSeq names its product serum amyloid A4, constitutive (gene SAA4). Gene Ontology annotation, cellular component: extracellular region. The record is from RefSeq and is a predicted model, not a curated record. NCBI's taxonomy places the organism in Eukaryota, Metazoa, Chordata, Mammalia, Primates, Cebidae.